This is a messenger RNA of Lytechinus variegatus (green sea urchin), 1363 nucleotides long. RefSeq lists its product as uncharacterized. Bases 14 to 598 code for a protein of 194 amino acids. Lineage: Eukaryota; Metazoa; Echinodermata; Echinoidea; Temnopleuroida; Toxopneustidae. The record is from RefSeq and is a predicted model, not a curated record. The transcript is spliced from 3 exons.
AUUGCUAUUGACGAUGGGGUUUGAUGAAUCGAUAGCUGCGUUUGCCACGACCGCUGUUGGAGCUUCAGACUUAGCGGGAAAACUAAUUAUUUCAUUAAUAGCAGAUUACAUUCCGUUCCCGAGGCUCUUUCUCUUCCACAUCGCAUCUCUUAGUGGGAUUGGACUCAUGUUUACAUUAAUGUACAUCAAAUCUGUUGUAGCGGUUUUCAUAACUUCAAUCGGCAUUGGUAUGCUGGUAUUAUCUCUAAUCAACACGUCACCAUACACAUCGACAUUUCAAGUCUUCCCAGGUCGAGGUGCUAAACCUAUGACAACUUCAAUCAUCGCUGUUGGAAUAGGUAUUAUUCUGGGUACAGUUUACGGAACCAGUGCAGACCUAACUGGAUCAUUCGAUGGAACCUUGUAUAGCUGUAUUGGAGCAUAUUGUUUGGCCAUUAUACUAUUCUCUUCUGUACCGUUAUACCAGAAGAACUUCGCAAUUGAAAGAUACGUCAUGUGGGACUAUGUCUACAGAUACCGAUGGACCCAAAGGGCCCAGAAGACGAAUCCAAACUUAGAAACCAGAAAACAUUUUGAUUCACCUAAAAUGAUAUGCUAGGCAGAAAUUUGAUGUCGUCUCCUUUGUAACAUCGAUAAAAUAUACACAUAGAGAACACAUAUGUCUAUGGACUGAUCAGGCCCCAGUUUAUAUGAAAAUCAAGCGGACAUUAUCAAAAUCCCAAAAUCAGUUUCUCCUCAGGUAAGAACAUCACUAUAUCAUAGCCAUCGGGUCAGAUAGUAGCAAUUCCUGGUGUUAUAUAAUUUUGCCUGAUCCCCCCCCCCCCCAACUCCGGGGUCGAAGGAAACUCAUGCAUGUUCUCAAAUAUAUGUUCGGUGAAGGGGUACUUUUUCGCGGGACAAAUCCGGCCCGCGAAUUGUAAGGUCUCUCUCUCUCUUAAUUUUUGGACUCCUGAGAAAUUUAAAAAGGGGGUUAUAAAAUAUAUUAAAUAUAGAAAAUAUGAUCAAAGUCCGGGAUCAAAUUCCUGAAAUUCCUGCUAGUUUUGAAAGCUUGUCCUCCAUCAUGACAUCAGGGAACCUCUAUUGUAAUGACAGCUUACCCGAGAUGAAGGGGUUGUCUGUCCAAAGAUAUGGGGUUGGAAUGAAAGCUCAUCUUAGAUAGGGGGUACAUUGAGGCUUUGAGCAGUGUUCCGGAUUUUGGGGGGUCUCCAAGCCAGGAAGAGCCCGUGAAGGGGGGGGGUCAGAAAUAUUGGCAGACAUGAGAUAGGGAGCGCUUUCAAAGGGAGGGAACGAGCAUAGGCGUACCCCAAAUAACAUUGAGGGGUGGGGCUUAAUUCCGUACGCAUAAAAAUGAGCGAGCAAGAAA